AUGGAUGUCAUGGUUGUGUGGAAAUAUAAUUUCAAUAACUAAGAUAAUAAACAAUAACACAAUAAUAAUGGUUUUCGAGUAUUUGUUUUUGGAUUAUCUUAUGAUUUAAAAUAUUUAGCAGUUGCUGAGAAGAUAAUCAGUAGUUAGCACAAUCCAUAUAGGGUAAAAUAAGUUUAUUAAUAAUUCUAUUUUAGAAUAAAACUAUUUGAAACUAAAUUAUCUACAAUCAUUAUUGAAAGUAGUUUAUAACACAUUGACUUUUAUUAUAUAAAUUUCAUUUUUUCUAGAGAUUCGAAUUUUCUAUUUUGGUAAGGAAGUUGGGAUAGUUAUUUAAUAAUCGAUAUUUAAAAAAAAAAAAAUACAUCUUUAAAAAUUUUUUAGAAGGAAAACCAUUUUUUAUUUUUUAAAUGGAAACAAUUAAAAGUAUAUAUAUAUGGAAAAAUGAGAAAGUAUUUCAUGUCAAUUCAGAGUAGAUCGAUAUGCAAUAAGAAAAAGAAAUUUAUAUUAAAUUCGAUUUUGAUCUGUUAUAUUUCAAAUCAUUUUUAUUAAAGUUUGCCUUGAUUAGCACAGAAUUAUACUAAUAUAUAAUUUAUCUUGGAAAUUGUAAAGUUAUUACAUUAAGAAAAAUAUAAAUUGAUGAUAGAUUAUAAUAAAUCAUUUUUAAAAACUACUUUAUAAUUGAAGAAGAGAAUUUACAAAGAACAGAAUGUACUAAGUAGUGGGAAAUUAGUAAGAAGAAUAAAAAAUCUAUUUGGAAAUUCUGGUUAUGUUUAUUAAGAUGAACAUGGAAUUUAUAAACAUGUAAUUUUCAAUAUAGAAAAUCCAAUUAAUCAUUAUUAAAUUAAAAUAUUUGACUUCUCAAGGGGAACGUUUAAAGAAAUAUCUUAUUAGAUUAAAUCAAAAUAUAACAAUAAUCUUCAAAUAUCUAGGUUUUUUAAUUAGUUUAUUUAUACAUCAACAUCGAAUGGUCUGUAAAAUUAAAUUACAUGCUACACAUUAAGAUGA
This is a messenger RNA of Paramecium pentaurelia, 1005 nucleotides long. The record is from the annotation of a GenBank genome assembly. Lineage: Eukaryota; Ciliophora; Oligohymenophorea; Peniculida; Parameciidae.